Messenger RNA from Pelagomonas calceolata, 4173 nucleotides. NCBI's taxonomy places the organism in Eukaryota, Pelagophyceae, Pelagomonadales, Pelagomonadaceae. The record is from the annotation of a GenBank genome assembly.
CUCACUGGUUGAUUUACGCACAGGUCCAGUGCUUCUUCGGCUUCCAGAUCGCCAUCGAGGUCAGCGAUUCAGUGCAUAACUUACACUUCACGUUGCGCUAUCGCCACGAUGACGUCGACGAGCUGUUUUGCGGGAAGCGGGCACCUUCGUGCCGACGACGUUCUACUUCAGAUAGCAGUACCUCACCAAAUGCAGUAGUUUACUCUUGGAGUACACGCCAACUCCUUGGCCAUCCCCGAGGACUGGUUGGCGUGUCUGAGGUGGAGUUCUAGAACUCUGGAAGCCCAAAGUACGGGAGAGAUCCUCGAAACCGGCAUUCCAUAUACUGCAUCUCGAAGUUUCUCGUCGCACCGGGACGGGCUACCUUCGGCCGGGCAAAACAAUAGACUAUCGUUCCAAAGAGGACUACCGGUCACGGCGACGCGUCGAUGGCGCGGGGUGUCCGAAAUUUGAUUUCCACACAGGUCUGUAGUCGGCGUCUCCGAAGCCGACGCGACGUCAUUUUCACAUAGGAAUCCUCUGCACUCGUGCGGCGUAGACGCUUCCGUACUACUUCGGUUAUGCGAGGGCCAUUGUUCGCCGCGACGCCGUCGACGCUUCCGGCGAGAAAUUGGAAAUCGUGGUUCCAGGUGCGUGAUUCAUGGGCGGUGCCGAUUGUUUCCAUUAAAUUUGCGGGAAAUGGGGAAGUGCAAUUCCCACGAGGCCUGCGGCCUAACUUCAGUGGCGCUCCAAAGCCGCGAAAAUGAAUUGUCGUUCCUCGUACUGGACGACGCCAAAUUCCGGGCGCUCGUAUGGCAUGGAGGUGUACACCGAUCAGCGGCGUCGUUCUGUGGACUGCAUCUGCUCGAUGGCGUGGAGGUUGCCCGUACGUCGUCGUUAUUUGGUGCCGCCGGACCUGCAAUUUGUGUCCUGUUUCGACGAAUUACAAGAUCGACGUGCCCGAGAUCACGCCCGGGCCACCGACCAGAGGUAGGGCCACCGGUCCGGCUCAUUUAUGGAGACGUCGCCGGUUUGCGGAACGGCGGCGCGCGCACCCCUUACAUCAUUGCGGCGAUGGCGUGAGGGCGGCGUUGUUCGAGGAGGCCCAUGCCUCACCGCCGCAACGCGUCGCGAUCUCCUCGACGGCGCGCAUCAAUCGGCACUUCGCCGCGCCCCGAACCAGGACUAGCCUCUGCUAACAGUUCCUUUUGUGUUACUCGACGACGCCUAUCGCAGCGACCCGCCACGCAUAGUAGGCGUAACUACCACGCGACACAAUGAACUCGAAUACAGACCGUGACAUACAUUUGGUACGACGCCUGGCGGUCUUCGGCGUCCGGCCGUCAAUGGCGCCCUGGCCGUCGCAGAUGCGUACCGUAGGCGCCCGCCGAAGCGCAACACUAGCCGCCACGCGAAGGCUUAGAGGAGCGCGGCGCCCGCCAAGACAACGCGGGCGUCACGGUCCUAGUCGUGGCGACGAGGCCCGGAGCCGUCGUCGAUGUGCCGCGUCGCAUGUGGGGCGGCACUGCCUCGACUCCCGUCGACGGAGUCGAAGGCGGCAGAUUGUGAUCAGCAGGGUCCGGAACGCGUCGUCGCGACCGCGUGCGCGGCGAUGGUCGCCGCGACGAACUCGUCCGUGGUCGUGGAAGAUUGUUCUACUGUCUCGCCACCCAGGUACUGAACCUUCCGAGCCGUUGACCGUCGCCCGCGCACGCGGCGACGAGGACGCGUCGCGUCUCAAAUGCGCAAGAGAAUGGGCUAGUCGUCGCUUCGAGAUUCAGCGUCGGCCUGGCAGCAGUAGAGCGACGUCGUCGCCUACCCGUAGUGCUCGCUGCGCUCGGUAGGACUACUGAGUUGUUUGCGCGUGCCCGAGCCGUUUCAGGUCGAGGCUUGGUCCCUUCUGCCACCGCACAGACGUCCGACGUGGAGGUGGUAGAUUUGCUCUUUGCUCUUUCGGCGGUCAUCACGACGUGGCGUUACGGGGUCGUGUCGUCGCGCGCGUCGCGAUCGAUAUAUAGGCUGCCCCCUCGCUUGUGGCGGCAGCUUCGGGGAAGCGCCUCCGCGAGUCUCACGGGGCUGCCUCAGGGUGAUGUCGAGGGCCCGUCGGAGGCGCUCAAGCGUCGGGAGCAGCCCAACUGGGCGACGUCGACGCAAAAAGCAAAAAGCCGACCCGCAUUUUUGCACUAGCCAUUGGCACUAGCUCGGCCGCAGCUGCUCUGCAAGGACGCCAACUCCCGCGCCGCUCUCGUCCCUUGGCCAGGCGGCACCCCCCUGAGCCUCGCGGGCAGGGGACCCAAUCACCAGACGAUGAUUUGCUAGUGUCUCACAGGACGCUAGCCUGGCACCCUGUCAUGCUGAGCCUUAACAAAUCAGCCUCGUCACCGCCGCGCAAAGCAAUGCGCUGCCUGUCAAUCGUCCUGGUCCUCGUCGCCGCCGCUGCCUUCACUCCGAAGACAACGCGCGGCGGCCUGGGCCUCUCUACUACUACCAAGCCUGCUGCUCUCCUGAGCACUGCCACACUCCAAGAAGAAGCCGUCAUCGUCUAUCCCCCCGACGACAAGAUGCCGCCGAAGCUCACCCUCGCGCUCCCGAUCCGCGAGACGCAGACGCAAACGGCGCUCCUCGACGCGGGCGACAUUCUCGCAUCGCUAGCGCGGCAGCCUGUACCGGUGAGAUUAACAACAGACGACGAUAUCAACACGUUCGAAGCUAGGGCCUUCGCGGCCGCCGACCACGGCGGCGUGCUGACGCUGUUGCGUGAAGGUGCCACGAACUAUAUCGAGACGUGGGCGCUCACGCAUCAUCUAGACGUCGUCGGCGACCACUCCACCGGUCGGAAGCGGGCUUCAGUAGUCACUGCGAUGGAGCGAAGAGUAGCCGCGGUCAGCGCCAAGUUGUCUCAGGGCGAGCAGUUGACGCACGGCCUCGACAAAGCUGCCGAGGAGUGGCUCGAUUUAGUAUGCGUCUCGAAGACGUCACUGGAGCUGAGAGCCCCAUUCGACGAGCUCGCCAAGUCCUACAUGUACUCGGGUGGCGACGGCUGCGGUACGGAGUCCGGUCGCAUGUUGAUUUCUGGGCCCGCCUCGCUCCUCUACAAGGUCCAGCAGUGGAUGUCGCGCCGGGGCCACUUGCCUUUAUAUAUACAACAGGCCGCGGCAUGCUUCUUCGCGGAGCACAGUCUUUCUCAAAGACAAUUCGUCGGCAUGGGCCAGCCGAUCUUGUUAGGUUUGGACAGCGAUGUCCGGGACGCCCUCUGCGAGGCCAAGGACCAGUGGGCGGGGGUCUUCGCCGAGGGCCUCGCGACGGGCUUCAAGGGCGUCCUCGUGGUGGGCAUGCACGGCCCGGACUACCGGGUCUGGGCGAACAAGCACAGCCUGCCGGACGCGCACGUGAUCGACUGGAGCGGCCUCGGCGCCGACGACUUCUCUGAGAGGGAUGGCGUGGUGCGGUCGCGGGCCUUCCAGGAAAUCUUCGACGCGUGCCGCGCGCACGGCGUGCUGGGGAGCGGCGACGAGGAGUUGUUAGUCGGCGCCCUGCACAACUUGAAGCGCGGCGUCACGGACUUGAUCGAGGCGCUCGAGAUUUCGAACGUCGUACCCCUCGGCGGCGGCGUGUUCAAGGUGCGCGGCAACCCGCGCGCCUGCGAGAAGCUCAAGGCGUGGCCCGCGGAUCUGCCGGCCGCUGUGGCGUUGCGGAACGCGCUGGCGCCGUUGAUGCGCGUGGAUGCGUUUUUAGAAGCGUGCAAGUUCGUGCCCGUAGCGGACAGUGCACAAAUCAAAUCACGCCGUCGACGCCAUCGACGCGACUCACUGGUCGAUUUAUGCACAGGUACCGGAGGAGGAGUGGGGCGACGUCGUCGACGUCGACUCGUUCGGCAAGCAGGGCUACGUGCCGGGGCGCUUCCUCAACGCGGACAAGACGGCCCGGCUGACGGCGCAGAACGACCCGGACCGCGGCCGCGUCUUCUGCGGCCACUGCAACACGGAGCAAGACUCAAAGAAGGACGGCCAGAGAACUGCCUGCGGCGUCUGCUCCCGGACCACGUUGCUGACGAUCCUCAAGGAGCCGUCGGGCAAGUGGGCCUAGAGAGUGGGCCGUCUGAAGCAUCGACUCGUCGGACUCAAGGCUGCACAAGCGCCGGCGAGAACCCCUCCUGACUUACUUAUCCCUUCCCCUGACUAAUAUUCGUUCUGG